AUGUUUGCAUCACGUAGCGACUUGCAGUCCCGUCUGUGUUGGAUUAUUCUAAAGGCAACUUUGUACUCAUCCUGGUUCCUUGGAGUAUUUCCCUACAGAUUCGAUUCGCGAAAUGGACAGCUGAAGCGCUCCAGAUUUCUAUUAUUCUACGGACUAAUCUUGAACUUCUUCCUACUUCUGAAAAUGGUGUGCUCAGGCGGUCAGAAACUGGGCAUCCCAGAGGCAUUUGCGCGGAAUUCAGUUUUAGAAAAUACACAUUACACAACUGGCAUGUUGGCCGUUUUCUCAUGCGUGGUAAUACAUUUUUUGAACUUUUGGGGAAGCACAAGAGUGCAGGACUUGGCCAAUGAAUUGCUAGUCCUUGAGUAUCAGCAAUUUGCCAGUCUGAAUGAAACGAAGUGCCCCAAGUUCAACUCUUUUGUGAUUCAAAAGUGGCUUUCUGUCAUUGGCCUUUUACUGUCAUAUCUGAGUAUAGCCUACGGACUGCCUGGCAACAACUUCUCCGUGGAAAUGGUGCUCAUAAACUCCUUAGUGCAAUUCAGCUUCAAUUGCAAUAUUAUGCAUUAUUAUAUCGGAGUCUUGUUAAUCUAUCGCUAUUUAUGGCUGAUCAACGGACAACUAUUAGAAAUGGUCACGAAUCUUAAACUAGAUUGUUCGGUGGACUCCUCGAGGAUUCGGAAAUACCUUUCAUUGUACCGCCGUCUUUUGGAGCUCAAGGGAUACAUGGUGGCUACGUACGAGUACCAUAUGACCCUUGUUCUUACAACUGGCUUAGCGUCUAAUUUUUUGGCCAUAUAUUCCUGGAUUGUGUUGGACAUCAGCAUGAACAUAAAUUUCAUCUAUUUGCUAAUUUUCCCACUGUUCUUACUUGUUAAUGUUUGGAAUCUUUGGUUGAGCAUUGCCGCCAGCGAUCUAGCUGAGAAUGCUGGCAAAAGUACCCAAACUGUACUUAAACUUUUUGCGGAUCUAGAGGUGAAAGAUAUUGAACUGGAGAGAAGUGUGAACGAAUUCGCAUUGCUGUGCGGUCAUUGUCAGUUUAACUUUCACGUGUGUGGACUUUUCACUAUAAACUAUAAAAUGGGUUUCCAGAUGAUCAUCACCAGUUUUUUAUACUUGAUUUAUAUGAUUCAAUUCGAUUUCAUGAAUUUGUAA
This is a messenger RNA of Drosophila melanogaster (fruit fly), 1152 nucleotides long. RefSeq names its product gustatory receptor 22c (gene Gr22c). Gene Ontology annotation, cellular component: plasma membrane; membrane. The record is from RefSeq and is marked reviewed. NCBI's taxonomy places the organism in Eukaryota, Metazoa, Arthropoda, Insecta, Diptera, Drosophilidae. The coding region runs from base 1 to 1152 and encodes 383 amino acids. The transcript is spliced from 2 exons. Gene Ontology annotation, biological process: sensory perception of taste; detection of chemical stimulus involved in sensory perception of taste.